Trichophyton rubrum CBS 118892 is the source of this 471-nucleotide messenger RNA. RefSeq lists its product as uncharacterized. The coding region runs from base 1 to 471 and encodes 156 amino acids. The record is from RefSeq and is a predicted model, not a curated record. Lineage: Eukaryota; Fungi; Ascomycota; Eurotiomycetes; Onygenales; Arthrodermataceae. The transcript has a single exon.
AUGGCCUCUACCACCUCCUCUGGCCCAAUGCCGUCCAACACUGCCCUCUGCGGCACCCCUACGCAGUAUGACCUCCCAAUCAGUGACGUCGCCUGCGGUGUCCCAAACCAAAAGAACAACCGCGACCUCAUGAAGAUGUGCUGCAACGGCGCUCCUGUCGUUGCCUACGAUAACGGCUGCGCUUUGUACUGUCUAGCAUACAAGCAGAGCGCUAAGGACCUCACAUCCUGCCUCUUCGAUAAAAAGAUCCCUUACCACGAGGCUUGGUGCAACAGCAAAAACGUGAACGAGACUGCCACCCAGACCAGCCUCCCCAGCGAGACUGGCUCUCCCAGCGGGUCGUCCUCUCCAACCUCCGCGACCGGGACUGGCGCUCCAAAACCUACUGGCAACUCUGCUCCUGCCGCUCGUUUCAGCACCGCUUUCGCCGUCAUCUUUACUGUCGGCAUUGUUGUUGGCAUCAUGGUGUAA